UUUAUUUCAGAUACUGUCCUUAUUAUUCCAUAGGGAUUUUAAAUUCAAUUUCUUCAGGUGGGGAACUCUUCCAUUAUUGCACUUCAUCCUCUGCCUCUUGGGAAAAGAAGAGAAACACGUAGAGCUUGAUCGUAGUCAGUUUUGCUUUGAGAAUUCUUGCCUUGUUCUGCCUUUUAGUAGAAUGUUCGACCUGUGAGAAAUCAGCCUAAACAAAGAUGCCCUACUGGUAGUGUAGAUACAAAGUUUCACGUAGCUAAUACAGCCAGUGUAUCCAUUAAAAAUGAAUGGGGAUCUGCAACAUUAUUGCAAUAGGCAGAACUGCACAAUGAUUAUACAGUGUAAAUUUAUUGCAGUAUUUGUUAAAUCACAGCAGGAUACUAUUUCACUGUUUCUUUAAACUUGUCUCAUUUAUUUGGGAAGGAGAGCAAUGUGUCAGUUUUUAAUACUGGAAUGUAUCAAAUGUGACAGAGAGCAAACCCUUCCUGUGAGCAUGCGUGUUAUUUAAUGAAUGCAAAUUUUAGUUAAGAUAUGUCCACGUAUGAAGUAGCCGGGUCAUAGAGUGAACUGCUAUUUUACAUUCUUUUUUUCCCUCUUUUCAAAGAAAGUAAGUAAUAUUUAGAGAGAGGUGACAAAAGGAAGGCCUGGGUAUUGAAUGUUCAACAUAAUUACAAUAAUUAAAAAACAAAACCCCACAAAACUGUACUUACCCUAAAGCUGACAUUUUAUAGUUCUUUGAAGGUGUAUAUUCUGCUUUCUUACCUGUGGAAACUAAGACAAUUUCUUAAGAAGGAUAUUGUUGCAUAAAGGUAUGCAUGUUUGUGAUGAUCUGUAGUAUUGCUCUGGACUGCUGUUAGAAAUUGCUGUAACAAGUUAAACCACUGACCCUUUUCACUGAGGAUGAGGAAACAUGACUUAAAUGAUAUGAACAGGGGAUUUGAGGUGGCUAAUAUGUUACUUGAAUACCAAUUCUGCUGGUUUAUCUCUCAUUUCCAUUUUUGAAAGUAAUGCUACAUUUUCCUGAAUUAUGAAUUCAAUUGAGUAUUAAUGUUGGAACGGUCUCUGAAGCUUAGGCACGAUAGAUGUGUUGCAGGGACUGUGUUUUGCUGCUCACCUUCAUGCAAAGUCUUUGUGAAUCUCUACUUGGACUUUAGCUGUCUGUUGAUUACUGCUGUGAUGGUGUCACAGUGCGCAAAGUGUUUGCUUACUCGUACAGCAUUUGUCUUAUAGUGCUCCUUGGCAUUAAAUUUUGGAUAAUAUCUUCAUGCGAUUGAGUACAAGAAUCCUGAAAUGGAAAGAGUUUAGGGUUUUUUUGUUUUAUUUUUUUUCUCAUUAAUCCUCUUAGUAGGAAUAUAGUAGAUGCCUUACAAAAAUUCUAAAUAGAUGCUUAUCAUAAUCCUAAUAAUGACUUUUUGAAGUUUGUUGAGCACUUUUUCCUGUUGUGUUUCACAGAAAUUGCUUCCAACUUUUGAAAUUUGUAAUGAUACAAAGAGCAAAGGGUUUAAGCUCCACUACUAGAAGAAUAUUCUUGAAUAUUUGUGCUGCCUAGCUUUCUAGCCUGUUAUUUGGGGCAUACUGUAAAUAACAAAGGUCUGUGUGUUUCAUGGUAACUCCAGACUUUUCUACCGACUGUUUGGAAUUUCCCUGUGGGUAAAUUUUUGACAGUUCCUUUUAUGCAGGUCAGAUUAAUUUAAGUCAUGCCUGCAUGGUACCGCAAUGGGACUGUGUAAAGAUGUUAGCUAGCAUGUUCCAGUGAAAUGCCAUGUAGGCAUACCUGUGGUAGGUUAAGUCUUUAGGGAUUAUAAUUUGAGACUCGAUGAUUUCCACUCAUGCAUUUAAGCCAUUGUCUCUCUUGAUAAGUGGAUCUAGAAAUGUAAUGCGAUCAUCCGUUCACACGUGCCGUUUUUGAGUGAAGAAAAAUGUUUGUGUUUGCGUAAAAAUAACUGAUUUUGUUUUCUCACUUACAGAAAAUGCCAGAAGCAUCAGAAGAUCAUAAUCAUUGGAAGGCCUAUUGACUUCCGUUUUUUGAUAAUCUGGAACAUCAUCAAUCUGGCAUGGCGCAGGGCAGUCAACAACUUGAUGUGCAGGUACUCCAUGAUCUCCGGCAACGUUUCCCUGAGAUUCCUGAAGGGGUGGUGUCUCAGUGCAUGCUUCAGAACAACAACAACCUAGAUGCCUGUUGUCGAGCCCUUGCGCAGGAGAGCAACAAAUACUUAUAUAUGGAGUACCAUAGCCCUGAUGACACCAGAAUGAAUAGAAAUAGCCUUUUGCACAUUAAUCUGGGUAUUCAUCCUCAUACGAGCUAUCAUGCAGGGGAUGGAGCUCAACUUAAUGGUGGUCGUACACUGGUACAUAGUUCAAGUGAUGGACAUAUUGAUCCGCAACGCACAGCAGGUAAACAGCUGAUAUGCUUAGUUCAAGAACCACAUUCUGCUCCCGCCGUUGUGGCAGCUUCUCCUAAUUACAAUCCAUUUUUCAUGAAUGACCAGAAUAGAAAUGCAGCUACUCCUCCUCCACAGCCACCUCCACAGCCAUCUUCCAUACAACCAGGAAUGAACACGUCUGCUAUGCAAGGCCCUCCUCCUACGUAUAUGCACAUACCUCGAUACAGUACAAAUCCCAUUACUGUUACAGUAUCACAAAACCUCCCCUCUGGACAAAGUGUACCCAGAGCUCUACAAAUUCUUCCACAGAUUCCAAGCAAUCUUUAUGGGACUCCCGGCUCUAUUUAUAUAAGACAAACAUCUCAAAGUUCUUCAGGACGACAGACUCCUCAGAAUACACAGUGGCAUUCAUCGCCACAGGGCCCAGUUCCGCAUUAUACUCCACGUCCUCUACCUGUGUAUCCACAUCAACAGAAUUAUCAACCUUCUCAGUAUUCUCCUAAACAACCCCAGAUCCCUCAGUCAGCUUUUCGAUCACCACCGGCAUCCCAGUGUCCCUCUCCUUUUGGCUCUCCUCAGCACCAAGUUCAACCCCCUCAGUUGGGUCCUCAGAGUUCACAUGUUUUCAUGCCGCCUAGUCCUUCAACUGUCCCACCCCACCCAUAUCAGCAAGCAUCCCAGACUUAUCAAAAACAAGGUGGUCACUCUGUGUCGUAUCUUCCUUAUGCUGGGCCUAGUUUAUCCAAAGGUUCCAUGAAUAAAAUAGAAAUUACAGUUGAGCCACCACAAAGACCUGGGACUGCAAUGAAUAGAAGUCCUUCACCAAUAAGUAAUCAACCAUCUCAGCGAAACCAGCACCCGCUGUAUGCAGCCACUACUCCUCCUUCAAGCUCUCCAUCAAGAGGUAUGUCGGGUCAACCUAAACCUCCAUUUAGUGUUAAUCCAGUAUAUAUUACCUACACUCAACCAACUGGACCUACAGGUGCACCAACACAGUCUCCUCGGGUAAUGGUAUCUCAGCCAAAUCCAACCAUUUUUAAAAUCACAGUAGGUCGAGCACCAACUGAGAAUCUUUUAAAUUUAGUGGACCAAGAAGAGCGUUCUGCAGCACCAGAGCCUAUUCAGCCUAUUUCUGUAAUCCCAGGAUCUGGAGGAGAAAAAGGAAGCCAUAAAUAUCAGAGAAGUUCUAGUUCUGGAUCAGAUGACUAUGCUUACACUCAAGCCUUGCUGUUACAUCAGCGAGCAAGGAUGGAGAGAUUAGCAAAAGAACUGAAGCUUGAGAAAGAAGAGCUUGAACGUCUGAAAGCUGAAGUCAAUGGUAUGGAGCAUGAUCUAAUGCAGAGGCGACUUCGAAGAGUUAGCUGUACAACUGCAAUUCCAACACCUGAGGAAAUGACCAGAUUGAGAAGCCUCAACAGACAGCUCCAGAUAAAUGUUGACUGUACGCUGAAAGAAGUUGACCUCCUUCAAUCUAGAGGGAACUUUGACCCAAAAGCUGCAUGCAACUUCUACGAUAACAUAGAGCCUGGUCCUGUUGUGCCACCAAAGCCAUGUAAAAAAGAGCAUCAGAACAGCUCCAAACAGACUCCACGGACUCAGCCAAGAGAUGAAGACUUUGAAGGGGCUCCAUGGAAUUGUGAUAGUUGCACCUUUCUAAAUCAUCCAGCACUAAAUCGCUGUGAGCAGUGUGAAAUGCCACGGUACACCUGAAAACGAAUAAGGGGAUGCAUUGGGUUUAAAAUAGGCUUUCAAGCCAACAGGUGUGAGAGAAGGAAAUAUGGGGAACCUUUCAGUCCAUCUGCCCAGCCCUUGCCAGUCAACAAUCUUCAUAUUGCAAGGGAUGGGGGAAAUGUGUUAAGAUGUUUCUGCUUGUGCCACACUAAAAACAAAUAAAUUAAGGAUGAAAUAUUUUCUUAUCCCAUUGCAGUGAGCAAAGCAGAAAAGGAUACCUGAAAAUGUAAAAGGAUUAAUUUCUGGAAGAAUGUAUACAGGAAGGCAGAUAAGUACUGGUAUCUAGUCCUGUGGUUAUAGAUACUGCUUAGUGGCUCUAAAAAAAAAUUUUUUUUUUGAAUUAUAGAACUCCUAGUAAUGGUGUGAAAUAUUACAAUUAUCCAGAAAAAAACUGAAGAGCCAGAGUUGACUUACCUGGCCACAGCUAGCUGGAAAACAAAGGCUCCCUGUGCUUCUAGAUUGUAAGCUACUGAAAAAGAAGACAGGUAAAUGCAACCAUAAAUUUUGUAACGUAUAGAAAACAGGAGAAGGGUAUUUGUAAUUGCUGCUUUUUUUCAGGGUAAAUUAUGUCUACAAAAAAGUUGCUGUUUGAAAUAGUGACCUAAGGUGACUAAAUGAGAUACUGUAUGAGUGUCAGAGAGUAUAACCAGAGGCGAUUUUUACAAUCCCUUUUGCUUGUACAGUGCUCACCUGACUGUAUCAACACUGGUAAUAAACUAAGAAUGAAUUCUACCAUAUUGUGGAUGAAAAUGCUGCUGCAUGCUUUCAUUAGGCCAUUGUGUUUUAAAGCUAAAAGUAUACAGCUUUUAUAUACAACAAUCUUCUAAGACUGUGCUCUGUAGCAGUACAGUGAACAUAUGCCAAACGCAGACUACUCCAAAUUCAGUUUGAAAGACUUGAACUCAGCCAUGGUUAUGUAUGAGAAGUGUUUGAACUCUGUUCCUUAGGCCUUUUCAGCUUCCAAUUUGUGAAGAAUUCAUGAUGUUUACAGCACAGAAGGUACUUUGUGCCCCAGUCCCAAGUUAGCUGAAAAAUAAUUAAUCAAUUAGCUCUUCAGUAAAGAUUUAUUUGCACACUGUUAAAAAAUGAGCCUGUAUAAAAGAGCAGAGGGCAGAUCUUGAAAAAUUACACACUGCAUUCUUUUUAUUUUGGUCAGGAAAUAUUUGCUGUAGAUUGAAGAACACAAAAGACUUGUGUCAACUGAAAAUCAUACUGGUACUUUUACGUCUAUGAUAUACUGUAUUAUAAAGGUGAUAUUCAGUUUGUUUGAAUGCUUCAGGUUGCUGUAAUAAAGCACUCAUUAUUUGUGAAAUCAAAUUUGGGUUUGGGCAGCUGAAUGAUUAUGUUAUAAAACUGUGUGACUGAGUAGGAUGUUCUUGCGUACUAGUCUGCAGUACAGUGCAUUUGAAUUUUUAUGCUAUGACUUUGUCCAGGUCCAGAGACACAACCAAGCCGAUCCACUGAGUUAUGGUAAUUGACUUUGCAAUUGUGAGGCAAAACGUGCUAGCUAAACCUCACCAGACAAGAUUUAAACGUUGUAAAUUGCUCUCAGCUCAUGGCAGCCGCAUCCAUAUGGUCAAUUACCACAAUUCACUUGAUGUGUGAUGACAUAUGAAGCUGUGGUAGGACAAUCAUGUUUCUAAAUCCUUAUUUAAAAUCAAGCAGCGUUUGUAAGGGGUGGGUGGAGGAAAACUUAUCUUGACUGUAUUGCCAGUCUGGUGUCUUCUGUUCCUGCAGUUUAUAAAGGUAGAAGUUUAGAGGAGAGAGAGGAGAGGGGGGGGAGGAAAAAAAAAAAAGAAGUGAUCUGAGAUGAGGAACUGAUAUUGUAUCUGGCAUUUUUUUCAAUAUGUUCUUGCACUAAGUGAAAUUUCACCAUAAUUUGAAAUAACCUAAUUGAUCUCCAGGAGUCAGUGAGCAUCACUGAUGAGCAAAACAAAGUCAAAGGCAUCAGAGCCAAUUUUCCUUGCUUCCUAAUGAUUUAUGGUAUUAUAAAAGGAGCUCAUCGUAUGUGCAAGGGGGAAAAAAAACACCGUCCAAGUGAAGUUAGAAGACAAAAAUUAAUUUUGCUCGUGUAAGUGGACAAUCUAACAAAUCUGCACCAACUAGAAAACAGAUGAGCAGAAACGCUGUAUUUAGGAUGAGCAGUACCGUUGCUGUUAUCACCUGUAUCAUGAAUACUUGAUGCAAUACCAGUAACUUCAUGUCUUUUCUGUGGUGAUGCCUUUGCCUUUGUAUUAUUUCAGUUUUCUAUUCAUUUGUACUUCUGUUGAAUUUUUAGCAGCUUUAAUUUUUGCUGGAAUUACAAAAAAAUAGCAAGUAAAAUGACAGUCAGCAAAUGGGAGUAGGUGAUUCCUGUCAAUAGAGUUGUCAUAUUCAGACAGGAUAGAUGCUGCUUUGGAAAACAAAUUCAUGCAGUCCAACAAUUCUGUGAACUGUAAUAAUCAUAAAUGCAUGGUUUCAGGUUUUAUGGAGACCUAUUAGUCUUAGUCAUAGCUUUCACCAGUCAGAGGAAGACCAAAAUGGCUGCCUGAGAGCAAGAUACUUUUGGAAGACUAAGUGAGUGCCAUUAGAUUGCAGAUGGUUUCCAUCGUACCAAUAAUUUUAAUUAAGCUUUUUGAUUACUCUCAUUUGUUGCUUGUAUAAAAAAAAAAACCCUUCUGUUGUAUUCCUUUACUUGUAAAUGCCCAUAUUCAGACAUUAAUAGUAAAAACUUUACAUGGUGCUUGAAUAUGUUUGUUUGUUAGAAUGUAAAUUGUAUUUUGAAUAUUGGAUGAUCCAUUUCCUUUUGAAAGCAAGUGAUGCCUUUCACACCCCAACUGAAUUUUAGGUUAUGCCAAAAAGGUUGGUUUGUGUAAUGUUUAUUGAACGCAUAUAAAACCCUAAUGCCAACUGGCCUUUAAAAUGCACUGUAUUGUAUAAAACGUGUGUGUGUGUGUGAUCGUUGGGAUGCUGAUGCCAUUGUGUUGAGUUAAUGCACUACUUGUGUUUUCUUUUUCUCCCUAAUGACUGAGCUUUCCCUCAACCAUGCUACUAGGUUGGUAGAGUUCACAAUUGACUUGGACAUUCAGAUAUUCAAAAUGAUUUCACUGUUAACUGAAAUUAAUUUUAUAAAGCUUAUUUUAUAUUUACUGUGCUAUUAAGAUGAAUUCCCUUUAAUUAUAGAUUACUACUGUAGUUCUUUAAAAGUUUAGAGUGGGGCUUGUGGAAAAUGAUUCAGAGUAUAGUAAACCAAAACAAAUCUUGAACUUUGGAUCUACUUUUAAUUUGAUGUAACUAUUAGUCUUGUCUGGGUGAGGAGGAAAGGGGUGGGAAGUCAAGCAAAAGGAAAUACUUUGUAAAAUGUAGUCUUAGAUCAGAUUGAAUUGUGUAUCUGUGCGUCUGUGGUAUGUGUGUGUUUUCCCUUGAAAAAUGGGAGGUGUGGUGAAAAGGUGUAAUAAUUCUUAAAAGAGCUGGUCUCGGUAGUUUCUGAUUAUGAUAUGCUACUAAGUCACAUUUUUUUUUUUUUUUUUAAAAAAACUUUCAGUUAUUUAUCUGUCCCGGUGAUACAUCUCUCAUUUAAAUUUCUACAACAUUUUUAAUAUUGAUUGUAACCCUCCCCCGCCUUGAAACUGAAAUAAAAAUACUUUGAGUUAAAAUGGGGACAAACCAAAAUGAAAACAAUAAAGAAUGUUUUUUAAAAGAAUGUGAGAAUAUUAAGUAUGUUAAAAACAAGCUUGUCAUCAGGGUGAUAUUUUAUAUUUUAAAAUUCAGUGGUAUACCCUAGAAUGUGAAAAUGACUUUCCUGACAAAAAGUGGACAGUUGGACAUAGACAAUUCAUCAGCUCCUUUGGUACCACAACUUAUGUGCUCUAUGCUGCAGUGACUCUCCAUCCCAGCAAGAAAGAAGACAUGCACAAAUAACACAUCUCAUAGUCAGUACUUUCUCUAUGUGCUGCUGCAUCUGUUUUGUUACAAAAUGUCAACAUUAUUUGAAGUUGACCAUGACCGAAUUUUGCCAUAUUUCUUCAGUUGGGGCUUUUUGUUGCUGUUUAUGUCCAUAAAUAUUAAUGCCAAUAUUUUUCUUGUUUCUGAAUAAUCAGAAGUCAAUGGAGUUAAUGCAAUAUUAUAAUCUUGGAUUUUCAGUACUUUUGAAACAGAUUUUUUAAAAAACUGUGUUCUUGAGAUUUAUUUAUUUAUGGUGGCACCAGUGUAUCUAAUCCAUAUUUCCUGCUGUGUGAAACCCUGUUAAUUUUUUUCAUUAAAACAACAAGACACAAUCUUGUUUAAUCCUGUAUAUAUGGUGUCUACAUUCUAGAUUUGUGUAUGCUGUGAAUGAACUUAUCACUAAAAAUGAAAUUGUACAAAGGCAUUCAGAGGCUGUGCAUGCAUGGUACCUCCAGAAAGUGCAUACUCCGAGUUGCAGAUUCCUGCAAAAAUAAAUUAAUAAACUAAGCAAACAUCA
Messenger RNA from Struthio camelus australis, 8553 nucleotides. The record is from RefSeq and is a predicted model, not a curated record. Lineage: Eukaryota; Metazoa; Chordata; Aves; Struthioniformes; Struthionidae.